Messenger RNA from Funneliformis caledonium, 141 nucleotides. Lineage: Eukaryota; Fungi; Glomeromycota; Glomeromycetes; Glomerales; Glomeraceae. The record is from the annotation of a GenBank genome assembly.
AUGUCAGUAGAACAAAGAAUGGAAGCUAUAGCUAAAUGCACAGUUCUGGUGGUAUGGAUUGUCGAGUCGGUAGAACAAAGAAUGGAAGCUAUAGCUAAACGCACAGUUCUGGUGGAGGAACAUACUAUUACCGUUACAUAA